CUGGUUUGUGGCGAUGACGAGGACACGCAGACCAUCGACCCGACCCCUUGUAAACUGGAUCACGUGACAAUCAUUCACCUGACCACCAUGCCUGCACGUCCCUCCCAUCACCGCCACACAUGCUUAUGUCUCUCGCUACUCGGGGGUCGAGUGCCGGCGCUGCGAGUUGUAUAACAGCGGACCGCAGGCUACACCAUAAGCGGUGAGCUGCACUGACAGUCUGCCUCUCCCACCCUAAAACAGCCAUUUGGAGUCUACAGUGGCGAAAGGCGCUCGUGGGUGAACAGUUUAUUGGACACUCCAUUCGCAACGGCUGCGUUCUUCGAUGGAGAUGGACCAAGCGAAGCAUGUCUCCUUCUGGCUGCGCCAUUUGCGCAUGCUUCCCACGCCAUACCAAUCUGCUGAUACGCAAAGAAUGACCAUCGGCUACUUUUGUCUUUCGGCAUUGGACGUUCUUAGCGCGGUAGAGAGUCAUUUGCUAAAGACGGAGCGAGAAGAGCUCGCCGACUGGGUGUAUGAACAGCAGAUUCCCCCAGCCAUGGGAGGUGGGUUUCGAGGAUCGCCCACAGCGGGAACGGUCCCUUCUACUUCUCAGCACGCAUUCACAACUGGGGCAAUGGGACAUCUCGCAAUGACCUACACUGCGCUUCUCACCCUCGCCAUUCUGAGAGACGAUUUUGGAAGAUUGAAUAUUGAAGGUCUCCAUGCACUCCUCGCUAUAUCGCAGCAAGCAGAUGGCAGUUUCACGGCUGGUCCGAGCCAAGUCGAAUGUGACGUCCGAUUCACCUUUUGCGCCUUUGCGAUCGCCCAAAUGGCAGGUUGUUGGGACGCCGUCGACAUCGAUCAGGCAUUGCGGUUCCUAGCACGAUGUAGAAAUUACGACGGUGGCUUUUCGCAAGCGCCAAUGCAAGAAUCUCACGGAGGAUCCUCCUACUGUGCAAUUGCUGCAUUCAAAUUGGCCGACCGUAUUGAUUUCAUUACAGAACUUCCCUCAUUACGACGUUGGCUAAUCUCGCGACAACAAGUCGGUACCGGCUUCAAUGGGAGAUCAGAAAAGCCUGUAGACACCUGCUAUUCGUUCUGGUGUGGGGCAUCAUUAGCUAUGGUCGGCGCUGACGAGAUGAUCGAUCGCUCGGCCGAUAUUCGAUGGCUCCUGGGCAAUCAAAGCAGGAUCGGUGGUUUCGCAAAGGUAGCAGGCGAAGCUCCUGAUGCAAUGCACUCCUACAUGGGAACUGCGGCACUUGCUUUGCACCGUUAUAACCCUGCAACUUCGUCCGCAGACACGGGGGAGGCACACGCGCCGUCAUUGCAGGAGUUGCUACCAGAGUUGAACCUGAGUCGAGGUAGUUCACAAUGGAUCAAGAUGCAGUUGCGGAAGAAGCAUCGAGAAAUGGAUCCGUCUUGAUCACUUAUGAUGCAUGCCUGCGUAGUGGUCGCUCACGUAUGCUGGAGGGAGCGCGAUGCAUGUAAACGCCUUCGAACUGUUCCUGCUCGUCAUCGUCACCGCCGGCUCCUUCGCGUCCAUGCGCGCCGUAAUAUACAUUCGCAG
Molecule: messenger RNA, 1549 nt
Organism: Tilletiaria anomala UBC 951
Lineage: Eukaryota; Fungi; Basidiomycota; Exobasidiomycetes; Georgefischeriales; Tilletiariaceae
Exons: 7
Coding region: 326-1405 (359 amino acids)
Biological process (GO): protein geranylgeranylation
Cellular component (GO): CAAX-protein geranylgeranyltransferase complex
Molecular function (GO): CAAX-protein geranylgeranyltransferase activity
Source: RefSeq, a predicted model, not a curated record